Messenger RNA from Acanthopagrus latus (yellowfin seabream), 7025 nucleotides. RefSeq names its product zinc finger C3H1 domain-containing protein-like. Bases 158 to 6454 code for a protein of 2098 amino acids. Gene Ontology annotation, biological process: RNA processing. Gene Ontology annotation, molecular function: protein binding. Lineage: Eukaryota; Metazoa; Chordata; Actinopteri; Spariformes; Sparidae. Gene Ontology annotation, cellular component: nucleus; exosome (RNase complex). The transcript has 35 exons. The record is from RefSeq and is a predicted model, not a curated record.
GAGGAAGUCUCGUUGUAUCGCGAGAGUUGUGUGCGCAGCAGAGAAGCGGACCGACUCCAUGAAGCGGCGCUGAAACAACAUGAAUUUCAGCUCCACUGUCCGGUGACUGCUCUCUCAGCGCUUCACGACCUGCCGACGGCCCGUCCGGACCUCCCACAUGGAUUUGAAUAAAGUGAGCCGCUCUCCUCGAGAGGAGGGCGAGCUCGAAGACGGAGAGAUCUGCGAUGAUGAAACCGAGGACAGUGUGCCGAUCCGGCGGGGGGAUGGUAGCAGGCCGGGCCGCGGCGCUCCUCCACGGACACGGAAAGCUCACCACCAUCCGCACAACAUGCUGCCACACAUGGCCCACCAGCCGCCAGACUUCCGCCUCUUGGUGCCAUACAACCGACCUCACGGACACGGCCCCGUCCUCCCGAGCCACCGGCAGCAGUGCGGCCCGAGCGGGCCCGACCGGCCUCCCGCUCCCUCCCCUCCGCCGCUGCUGCUGCUGCCGCCGCCGGGACUCGGUCCUCACGGAGAGCCGAGCCCGCGGACCAGCUUCUGGGAGCGGAGCCACGGAGCCCUGGGUAGGUUCAGGCACCGGGCGAUGCCGAACGGUGGACGCGGGCAUUGGAACCGAGGCAGCCGGGCAGGUGUAGACAGCAGAGGUCUCCUGGGCCGGUACGGGCCCGGAGACGGUCACGGCAGCAAGAAGGACUCUCCGUCCAGAAAACAGAAGCUGCUGGGUCGGAACCAAGCAAGGAAACCGGCUCACAGUGUUUCCAAAGCAGAGAACAGUGUUGACGAGUCCUUCGAGGAUUUACUGUCCAAGUAUAAGCAGAUUCAGCUGGAGCUGGAGUGCAUCCGCAAAGAGGAGACAAUGGCUCUGGAGCCCAAAGAGUCGCCUGCCAAAGACCCAACUCGAGACAACACUGCCAGUAUUAUAGAGACCAAACCAGUACCAGAACCGACCCAGAGUCCAGAGGACACGUCUGAGCUGGAGACUGCCGAGAAGAAAGUGUUUCAGGCGUUCAACAUCAAACCUCUGCGGCAGAAACUUCCGACCACUGUCAACCUGGAUGAGCUGAAGAGGAAGUGGGUGGAGCAGGAAGGAGGAGGUGCUGCUCAGCAGGAGGGCGCAGUAGAAGAAGAAGGAACAGCUCAGGAUGGAGUGGACAUGGAGCAAAAAGCAGAUGAAGAGUCAGAGGAGACGAAGAAGACGUGUUCGGGCUGCGGAGAGGAGAUGACAAAGACGUGUUUGUGUCGAAGCGAGUCGUCGGCCUCCAGCGAGGACUCGGUCAUCUCUCCUGACAAGCCGGUGGUGAAGGUGGAGGAGGAGGAGCUGUCAGAGCUGCAGCUGCGUCUCCUCGCGCUGCAGUCGGCCAGUAAAAAGUGGCAGCAGAAGGAGCAGCAGGUGAUGAAGAAGAGCAAAGACCGCAUCACUAAAGUGGUUCAGGAGAAGAGCUCCACCUCCGCAGCUGCUCCACCCAGCAGGCAGCAGAGAGUCACCACCAGGUCCACCUCCUCAGCCGCCGCCGCUGCUGCAGCAGUGGACAAGAACAGGACCAGGUCCAGAGACAGAACCAAGACCGGGCCCAGACCUCAAGACAGGGACAGAGAAAGGCCCAAAACGAGUCCUAAAGCUGGGCCCAAAUCUGUGCUGGAGAGAGGCAGCGUGCCGGGAAAGCUUCACCUGGCCAAGAAGGUGAUCAGUCCAGGCUCGGCAGCGAAGCAGGCAUUCAGGAAGCAGCAACUGAGGACCUGGAAGCUGCAGCAGCAGAAGGAGCAGGAGGAGAAACGACGACAGGAAGAGGAGGAGCGGCGCAAACGGGAGGACGAGAUCCGCCGAAUCCGUGACCUGUCCAACCAGGACGAGCAGUACAACCGCUUCAUGAAGCUGGUGGGAGGGAGGACGAGAACACGCAGCAAAUCCAGAGACCGAGAACACAGGAAGUCUGCAGGUAAACAAGGUGUGGACGCCUCAGGCAACCUGUACCAGUACGACAACUAUGAUGAGGUCGCCAUGGACACGGACAGCGAGACCAGUUCACCAGUCCCGUCUCCGACACACACUCAGCUGACUGCAGACGAUCCAGGAUGUUUUCCUCAGGUGUCUCUGUUUGUGACCGACUCUCAUCACUUUGGAAUGGAUUUCUCUCCGCCCUUCCUCUCUCCCAUGCUGUCCGGUGUUCCUCCCCCACCUCCUCCUCUCCCCCCUCCACCAGACGAGCUGGAGCCUCCUCCUAAACCUCCGUUUGCUGAUGAGGAGGAGGAGGAGGAGAUGCUGCUCAGGGAGACGUGUCUGAUGUCGAUGGCCAACAAGAGAGUGACGGUGGUGGAGGAGAAGAGCUGCAGUGCUCCUCCGUCUCCCAGCUGUCAGCCUCCUGCUGACGUACAGCAGCCAACCAGAGGAAACCUGAGCACCGUCAGUCUCAACACAGUGUCUCAGUCCAGAACCAACAAGUUCUCCAGAGGACAUCACGCCCCCAGAGCUCCACUGGUGCUGCCCAGACACAAGUCAGUAGUGGUUUCUCUGAACGACUCAGACGACAGUGAUUCGGACAUUGACGCUUGCAGUUCCACUCAGACGGCGUUUGGAGGACUCGAGUUCAUGAUCAAAGAGGCACGGAGGACAGUGGAGGCAGCAAAGCCUAAAGCGGCAUCAGGAUCUGAGAAGGAGAACAAUCCGGUCAGAACUCCAGAAGCUUUACCUGAAGCCAAGAAGGCUGAGUACCGUCUACUCAAAGAAGAGAUCGCCAGCAGAGAGAAGCAGAAGAUGUUGAAGGAUCGCAGCUCGGCUUUAUCUGUUGCCUCCGACCCCUCAGGAAGAUCUGCUGCAGAGACCCGACUGUGUGAGGUGGAGCACAGACUCAAUAAGCACAGGGAGCUGCUGCAGAGGGAUGAGGCUGUCCUCAGACACCUGCUGCAGCAGGAGCUGAAGAAGAGAGAGUCUCUAAAGGCUGCUGAGGGGAAAGUGGCCAAAUUGAGAGAGCAGCUGCAGGCCAGCGAGAAGAUCGUUGGCGCCAACAGGACGCUGCUAAAGAAGCUGCAGGAGCAGGUGCACCGCGUGGAACAUCGAGUAUCCAUAAAGAAGAGUCAGGCUGCGAGGCUGGAGCAGGAGCUGACUCAGGCUCAGCUGACAGCCGGCAGACGAUCCAAACGACAAACUGAGUCCAACCAGACUCUGCCCAGUAAGUUGCAGCGUGUGGACGGCGCCCCCUGCGGGUCAGAGCGUCACUUUGCAGAGCUGAUGGCUCAGAAGCAGCGGCUCCAGCAGCUCGAGUCGGAGUACGCUCUCAAGAUCCAGAAGCUGAAGGAGGCUCAGGCCCUGCACAACAAAGGACUCCAAUCAGAACUGCUCGCUGAGCCGGCAGCACGCGCCUCCACCCCCCCGGACCCCCAUCUGCCACCUCCCCCCACCUCCUUCCCCCUGCCUCAGCCAUCCCUGCAUGACCUCACCCAGGACAAACUCACCCUGGACAGCGAAGACGUCCCAGAGGCUGAUGAUCACGAGUCGGAACCUGCAGCUACACCUGCACCUCCACCUGCUGCUGCUGCAGCCAAAGGAGCCCGUCGACACUCGUUCCGUCAGUCCAGCUGCUCUUUCACCAAACCAAACCUGGAGCAGCCGAGCUCCACAACAGCUAAAGACUGCAGCUCCACCAAACCUGACAAGACCUCCACCAGCUCCACCUCCAGCUCCUCCACUUCUAGCUCCACCUCUACCUCCAGAAUCCCUGUAGAGAUGUUUGCUGGGCUGGACGUAGAUGCUCUGAAGCUGCAGUACCAGCAGCAGGCACGGCUGGGAGAAGUGUUGCAGAUGGAGCUGCACAGACUCGGAGGACAUGUGGACAACCCUCCACCUGGACAGGUGGUUUCACUGGAGCUUGACACAACCAGCCAAUCAGGGAGCUCUGAGCUGAAGCCGGUUCCGUUUGGCUCAUAUCACAGCCCUCUGCUGGUCUUCAGGUCAUACAGGUUCAGUCCGUACUGCAGAACCAAACAGAACAAUGUGUGUGCUCUCAGGUUCAGUCCGUACUACAGAACCAAGGAGAAGCUGUCACUCAGCUCUGUCACAUACAGCAACACCAUCGAGCCCACCAAGUGUUUCUGCCGCUUCGACCUGACCGGGACCUGCAACGACGACCACUGCAGAUGGCAGCACAUGAGGAACUGCACUCUGACAGGAAACCAGCUGUUCCAGGACAUCCUGUCCUACAGCCUGCCUCUGAUUGGCUGUUCAGAGAGCAGCUCAGACGAUGACGUCAGUGUUGCCACAGAAAAAUACAUGAAGAAGCUGUUCGGCACAAACAAAGACCGGAUGGGAGUCGACCAGAAGGCCGUCCUGCUCGUCAGCAAGGUCAACGAGAGCAAACGACACGUCCCUCCGUACACCACCUGUAAGGACCUGAGGAAGUGGAGGCCGAAGCCUUCUCAGAGCAGCUCGACUCCCGAGGACGACAGUGAGGACGACACCGCGGCUGGAAACAUGGCGUCUGGGCGACACGACAGCGGCUCCAGGACCAGCCUGUCUGCUCUGGAUCUCUGUGUCACAUCAGAGGACAAACGCUAUUUUAUCAGUGAGACGGACGACAUAUCAAACCUGGAGAUGAGCGUCCUGGAGAGUCCUGGAAACACUCAGCUGUGGAUCAAAUUAGCCUUCAAAUACCUGAAUCAGAACGAGACUUCUGCAGCUGAGUGUCUGGAAGCCGCCUUGAACACGUUGUCUCGAGCUCUGGAGACAAAUUGUGAUAACCCGGAGGUGUGGAGCCACUACCUGUCUCUGUUCUCCAGACGAGGCAGCAGGGAGGAGGUCCAGGAGAUGUGCGAGAUGGCUGUGGAGCAUGCGCCAGACUACAAAGUGUGGUGGAACUAUUUGAACCUGGAGAGCUCGUUCGAGGGGAAGGAUUACGUGUGUGAUCGUCUGCUGCAGUUUCUCCUCACUGAGACGUCUUCUGGAGUCUCAGACAAAUUGUCCUUCCAGCUGAUGGAGGCUCUUCUGUACAGAGUCCACCUGAACCUGUUCACAGGGCGCAUGGAGAGCGCGCUGGCUAUUCUUCAGAACGCCUUGAAAUCGGCCCAUGACAGGAGUAUAGCGGAGCACCUGACAGCUAGUGACCGGGCGCUGCUCUGGCUCUGUUACAUCCACCUGACGGAGUUCGACCGGCUGCCGUCUGUUCUGUACGACCCGGCAGAGUCCGGUCCGUCCAGACUGGUGAGCAGGAAGUCUUUCCUGCUGCCCUGGAGGAGCCGGCAGGAUGUCAGCACGCCACCUGACAUCCUCAUCGCCCUGUUCCAAGAUGCCGUCCAUCAGUGCAGUAAUGAGUCUAUGUCUCAGCGUGAGAGGACGCUGGCCUGUCUGUCCCUUCACACCAACUUCAUCCUCCUCCACACGCUGCUGGACAGGUUUGAUGAAGGCGUUGUCCUCUGCGAGUCUCUGCUGCAGUUCUGUCCUGAGUCCUGCACUCUGAGAGACGCUCUGGCUGAGCUCCACAUCCGGAGAGGAGACGCAGAUCAGGCGGUCAGAAUGUGGCUCCACGCUCUGGUCGAGUGUCCCAACAAUGCCGAGGUCUUCUAUCACUCCUGCAAGUUUCUCAUGAAGCAGGAGAAGUCGAGCGCCAUCGUUCCUCUGUUCAGAGGAUUCAUCUUGAGUCUCUGUGAGGACCAGCAGUGUCACAAGAGACCUGUGGACGUCCUCAGACACAUCCUUGGUUUUCCCACUGAGGAGCUGCUGAGAGGUCCAAUCAUCAGAGAGCUUCAGGAGCAGCUCAGCCAGCAGCUGCCAUACCUCCACCUCAUCCACUGUCGCUGGCAGUGGCUGCACGGCUCUGUAGACGACACUGUGGACGCCUUUGAGAGAGCGCUGGGAUCCAACAUGCAGCAGGAAGAGCUCCACAGACUGUGGAUGGAUUACCUGCUGUUCAGCAGUAGUCAACAGGCCCGCGGUCUGCCCAACACUCAGUCCAAACUGUUCUCAGAUCUGGUCCAACGUUGUCUGAGCACUGUCCCAUCUCGAUUGGAGGUUCCCUUCAACUCAGCAGAGUUCUGGAGCUGCUACACCUUCCACAACAAGGUGGUGACUUUUUACCUCAGCUGUCUGCCGCAGUCCCAGCAUGCACUGGUGCUGGAGAGACUGAGAUACGCCAUGCCCAACAACACAGAGCUGGGUCUGAGGUUGCUGCAUCAGGAGUGGCAGGACGGAAACAUGGAGCAGCUGAAGUUCCAGGCGAGGAUGUUGAACAGUAACUUUCCAAAGUGUUUGGCCAACUGGAACAUAGCGAUUGCUGUGGAGGAGGAGCUGAAGGAGCGAUCAGAGGUGCGACUUCUCUAUCAGCAGGCCCUCCAUCACCUCCCACUGUGUGCUGCCCUGUGGAAACAUCGGCUGCUGUUUGAGGCAGCAGAAGGAGGACAGACGGACAGACUGACGAGGCUGGUGGACAGAUGUCGGCAGGUGGGCGUGAGUCUCAGUGAGUGAUCAGACAGAAGACCAGUGAGGGACGCCGUCAGCUGCUCAAUAAACUCAAAUCAAUGAAUCAGUCGAUCGAUCAGCUGUAGUGACUGAGUGAGAUCAGACAGAUGAGACGAGGUAAGACAGACGUCCCCCUCCUCCCCUCACCUCCCUGCUUCACUUAACUCAUCACGUACGUAAGUAUCGAGCUGCUACUGCUGCUGACGCUCAGUGUUCCUUUGAUUCAUGUCCUCCUUUUUGUUUCUGUCACUUUAUUUUGGUUCCAUUUCCUUCCUGUUUGUUUUACUUCCCUGAGGGGGGGAGGGGUGUGUGGGACGGACGUGACAUCACUGUGGUGUUUGACCCCGUGUCUUUUAAAGGAUGUCUUUUCUUUGCCUCCGGUGGAACAACAAGACUUUACUUUUGUAAAAGUGAUCAAAGAGAAACUUUUUUUGAAUAUUGAUCGGGUCUGAAUGUGAGCGAGAGAGAGUGAGAGACUGAUCCUCGUCCGUCCGGACUCGUCGGACUUGCGACCCGCUCUCAUGUGCAAUCUGUCCUUUUUCUUUUUGUCAACAUGAUUAAAGAGUAUUGGAGAGGA